UAAUAAUAAAGAACAAAAAAGAUGGAACCAUCUAUUUCUAUUAUUAGUAAUGUCACUUUCCAUCGUAUUAAAAACUCUCCUAUUUCUUUCUUUCCAAAUAAUCCAAAAAACAGUCAAAGAGAUUAAUAUAGUUAACUUUUUAUUCUUUUUACCAAUCCCAACCCAAGCCCACAGUUCCUCCUUGGCCGUAACCACCAUUACCCAGCUCACUCCCAAAAGGUUAAAUAUCAUAGACCAUUGUAGAGUAGUAUCCUGCUAUUGUACACAACUCGGGUUUGAUUCCUGGCGGGUGCACAGCUAUGAAGAUAAGCUAAAGUGACAGAUGAGUCCGUCACAGCUGUCUGAUAAUUCUUGACUGACAGCAAGGGCCGUCUGAGCUCUUCCAUUUGCAAAUUCAAUAAGAUGUAAUAAACUUGCAUGACCGUUACAUCUUUAGGAACCCCGUUGGAAGGUAAUCUAAGGAGUAGGGUUUUUUUGGAUGUGGUGGAGGAUAAAGUGGCUAAUUGUCUAUUCUUUCUAAGGACUAGGGUAACCUUAAUCUAGAUUUGUCUCUCUAGCAUACCACUGUACUUCUUAUUACUGUUUAGGAUUUCAGUUGGAGUAGCAGAGAGAAUAGAAGAGUGCAUGAGAAGGUUUCUUUGGCAGGGUGGGGGAGGAAAAUUAGGAUCAUCUAGUAAGGUGAGAAGGAUGUUGCUAGUCCAAAAGUUCAGAGGUGUUGGGCAUUUGAAAUCUCAUAUUAAAAAACUUAUUAUCAAAGGCAAAAUAGCUUUGACGCUAUCUAUGAGAACCAAACUCUUUGUGGCACAGGAUGGUGAAAAGUAUUCAUGGUAGUGGAGGGGCCAGAUGUCUUAGCAAGAAGGUACUUUACUCACAACAGUCCUUGGAAAGCGAUCUCUCAAGCCUUGAAAAGUAUCUGUGGAAGGGGCUGGCUGGGGUUUCUUAGUAGGAAGGUAAUUUACCUGCUACAGUCCUUGGAAAGCCAUCACUCAAGUCUAUUCGUUGUUCAUACCUCUAGCCUAAAUUCAAGUAAGAGAUGGCACUAGAGUGAUUUUCUAGGGGAUACCUGAUGGGGGAUCAACUUUUGGCCACCCGACUUUCCAAAUUAUUUUACCUAUUAGUUAGACAUAACACCCCUGUUUCUUCUUUUGCUUCUAAUGCAGAGGGAAGAGUGGCUUGAAACUUCUGUUUUACCUGUAAUCUAUUGAUAGAGAGACUUCUGAUGCGCAUUUUUGAGUCGUUUGGAGAUAAUCUGUAUUUCUCCUCAGCCUGAUUCCAAUUUGGUCCCAUGAGCUCUCAGGGUUAUACACAAGCAAGUCCUUUUCUGACCACCUCAUAGAAUUCCCAACAAGAAGCCCCAUACCUAUUGCCAAGAUAUUUUGGAAAGUUUCAGUUCCCUGAAAGGUAAAUGUGUUUACAUGAAUAACAAUUCAUUGAAGGAUCAAUGUGAAUGAGAUAUGGCAUAUCUGUCAGUCUAAUUGAGCUUUAUCUCCAGGCACCUAUGUCAUGUGUUUCACAAGUGGGGACACAGAUUCACACUUAUUCCUCUACUGUGAAACAUCCUGGAAAGCUCUGGACCAAGUUGAUUCACAUGUUUGGGCUUAGUGGAAAGCUUUUAUUGUUCAUGCGUUCACAGGGUAAGGGUGAGGAAGGGGGAGGGCAAUCUUUGCUGGUCUAUGAGUUACUUCGCAUGAGAGGAACUGCAUGAUCUUUGAAAGACCACUAUGCCCCCUCUGAGACCCUAAGUUUUGGACAUAUAGACCAUUCUCCGAGCUCAUGGUCCGUGCAGCUACUGAUGAUGUCCGGUUUCUUCUCUACAUAUAUCACAAGAUGAUGGAAAAGCUGAAUGAACGAUCCCUAUGGUACCUUGCAGUUCGUGGUGCACUUUACUGUCGAUGUUUCUGCAUCUGUGAUAAUGAUUAUGUUGAUUGGCCACCUCUCCCUCCCAUUUCAGAAGGAAAUCUUCUUGAAGAAGAAAACCUCUCAGUUCUUGAUGUUCCCCCUGGAAAGAUGGGCUGUGUAAUUGGACGAAGAGGAGCUUCCAUCUUGUCAAUAAAGGAAUCUUUGCGCAAAUCUUCAUCGGCGGCACCAAAGGUCCACCUGACAAGGUGUUCAUCAUAGGACCUGUGAAACAGGUGCGGAAAGCCGAGGCUAUGUUGAGGGGAAGAAUGAUGCAAAUUUACUAAA
Molecule: messenger RNA, 2184 nt
Organism: Carica papaya (papaya)
Lineage: Eukaryota; Viridiplantae; Streptophyta; Magnoliopsida; Brassicales; Caricaceae
Source: RefSeq, a predicted model, not a curated record